CCUACAACCCUCGACCCAACACACACACACACACACUCCCCAUCUCCUAGCAACCAUCCCGAUCACCAUUGCGCCCGUCGCAUUACAGUCCGCUGCCGCUCCCAGAUUGUCACCGCAGGCUGCCGCAUCAUCUGCAAACUACUCACACGUACUUGCAUUAGUUUCGCUAGAAUUCACUUCUACGCUCUGUAACCCGUCAAUCGCAUCGCAUUCCUGCUCGUCGCCUUCUCGUCGUGCGGUCGCACAUUCGAACCUAUCCUCUCUGCCACUCUAGUCUUCGCCUUAGCCGACACUCGAGAGCCGUCGCGAGGCCAAUACGACGUGAAAAGACCUUUAAGACAACGCCAUCUACCCGACCGCUAAGAUGUUAAUGCCGUCCGCUCUCCCGUGCGACUCGUCGCACCCGCCCGUCACCAGGCUCCAGUCCUCCCUGUUCGCGUCGCCGCCCGCUAGCCCUCCUACGAGCGCGUACAGCGGCAGCGGCAGCGGUAGCACUCUCGGCAACAUUUUCAACUCGUGUCGCGCGCUGCAGUCUAUGCUCACCGUGCCCGGCGCCGCCACGGGCAUCAACAACAAUAUCAACAAUACCAACAGCAACAACACCGCCGGCGCCAUCGCGCGCCGAGACACUCUCCCUACGCCACCCAUGUCCCACACCGCGCUGCCGUCACCGAUGAAGCUGCGCCUGCGGUCGCGCCGGCCGGCCGACAGCGCGAACGGCGACGCUAUCCCGCGCAAGAAGGUGGUAAAACGGCCCGCCGCGCCCCCUCGCGGUGUCAACAAGCGGCGACGCGCCAUCGACGAUGACCCGGGUCGCGACAACGACGACAUCGACAGCGAUCUCGAGGUCGGCGCUGGUUCGGACGAGGCAAGCAGCAGCAGCAGCAGCAGCAAGAAGGAAGUGGAGGAGGACUCGAGCAUGCGACCGAGCACGCCGAAGCGCGCGCGCAUCGCGCCCGAGGUGAUCCCGCUGGGACUCGACCGAGCGGACUUCCACAGCCUGCACGUAGCCAGAGGGGAGGAGACGGAGAACCAAGGGGAGGGGAGAGAGGAGCAGGGCGCCGACGUGGAGGUAGAGGCGGACGGCGAGGAGUGGAGCAAGGAGGACGACCGGAUACUGGUCGAGCUCGUGCUCGAGAAGCUCCGGCUAUCGAAGACGGACUGGCAGGACUGUGCGCGCAGCCUGGGCAAGGACCGCAGCAGCCUCGGGCGGCGGUGGAGGAGCCUGAUGGUCAACGGCGACGUCGGCCUCAAGUCGCGGAGCCGACGAGGCAAGAUUCAUAGCACCUGGAGGUGAGCAAGCGAUUCUCCGACUUGCUCCCUCCAUCACGCGCCACGCGCGCACGCACUCACCCCUUCAUUCGCUUCAUUCCGUUUCCUUUUUGUCGCUACUUUCGAUUAUAUGCAUUGUAUUAUCCUCAGGUCUACCACUUAGACCCGAGCUACAUCUGUACUUCUACUCUUGCAAGAUUGCAAAUAGGGAGGGUUCAAGAGGAGGACAAGGACCGGCGCUCCGGAGGGUUAGGGUCGGAUUGCGUCUUGUUGUUUGCCUGCAUUUCUUCUUGUAAAGCUAGGAUAUCCCAACCCCCCAGCCCCCUCAACAAUAGUUACUGCGCGCAUCAGCGCUCCAUUUGUCUACUGUAGAAGAAGAGAGAGAGAGAGAGAGAGAGAGAGA
Messenger RNA from Durotheca rogersii, 1675 nucleotides. RefSeq lists its product as uncharacterized. The transcript has a single exon. The record is from RefSeq and is a predicted model, not a curated record. NCBI's taxonomy places the organism in Eukaryota, Fungi, Ascomycota, Sordariomycetes, Xylariales, Xylariaceae. The coding region runs from base 365 to 1297 and encodes 310 amino acids.